AUGAGUCUCUCACGGACUAUUCGCAGCGAGACAUGUGCCGCCUAUCGCCGACUCCUCGGUGUGGUGCACACGGUGACCCGUGACUGCCCCCUGCAUCAAACAGAGGGGCUCACGCGGUAUGUCGCCGCUCGCUUCAUCGACGCGGCGGAGCACAACCGACGACGGUACCUCAAGUUGCGUGAGGAAACCCUCCUACAGGGCCACAGGAAGAACCGGCGCCAACAACUACAGCAACAACAGCAGUUGAAGGCAUUGGAUGCUAAAUUUGAACGGUUUAUCGCGAAGGAGCUGCAAAAAGUGCGACAAUUGUCGGAGGAGAUCCUCCUCGCGCCGGGCAACCGCGCCCUUACCUCUAUACUGCAGGUGCUCUCCGCUGGCGUCGGCAACACGCACUACCAGCAGACCAUGGAGCAGAACUACGUGCAAUACUGCCGCUUCGAGAGCCAGCGGGUGGAGCGGGACGAGGUGGAUGAGAUGGCCACCUCGGAGCGGCAGAACCGCAUCAUGCAGCAUGCCCUCAUUCCGUACGGUGAGCGGCUGCUCUUUAUCCACCGCCUCGGAAGCACGAGCGACGGCGGUGAAGAACGCAGGCACAACACGCUGACGCCAUGGCAGAUGACAGAGGCCAUCGUAGGUACCCGCAGCGGCGUCACGGCGCACCACAUGUCGCACGGGAAGGAGGAUGUAGUGCUGGAGGUCGACGAGACGUACAACAAGCAGAUCGUCUACGUGCGGUGCGAGCCGUAUGACUGGGGUCGCGAGGUGGAGCGAGUGGAGAUCAUGGAGGCGGAGGAGGUGCGUGGUACCGUCUUCCACGCGGAGUACCUCAGCGUCGCGCUGCGGCUGUGCGACGCCCUGCAGGCGGAGACACCGCUGCAUGCCUACCGUGCCACUGUUGUCGUUGGGCACGGUGUAGGUGGCGCCGUGGCGUUCUGUAUGGCGCUCCUGCUGCACGCGCGCGGCUUUGACGUGAAGAACUGUGUGACCUUUGGCGCCCCGAAGGCGGUGCAGCAGACUCUUGCGCGGUACGUGCAUGCCAUCAAUCCUGUCCGCGUCGUGCUGGAGGGUGAUCCACUGAUUGAUCUGCCGGUUACGGGGGCUGAGGGCGAUUCCUUCGUCCACUAUGGUGAGAUCCUGAUGAUGGCCUCAGCCGCGCAGCCGAAACAGCAAGAGGCAGAUGAAGUAGAGGAAGGCGGGCAGAACAACGCGGGUGAUACAACUGCAAGUGACCCUCUCACCGCCGAGGCACUCGACGACCUUCUAGCACCAGACGCUUCACCACCGCAGCAGAUGACAAACGUAGAAGGGGAAAAGAACCUGAAGGCUGCGCAGCAGGAGGCAAUUACGGAUGAAGAGGACAUGGACGAAGACAUGUCAGAGAUGCUUCAGAUGGCGGCACUGCGGUAUGCAGCAGGCUUCCUGCCGGAGCACUACAUUGAGCACUUCACUGAUACGACGGUGCCGUUGACGUACGCAGAGGGUGACGAGGUCUGGGAUGAAGGUGAUUACGCGCAGAUGAGGCGCGAGACACUGCGGCAGUUCCACGUGCCCGGUUCACAGCAAUGGCGAGAGGAUAUAAAGAGUCCUUUGUAG
This is a messenger RNA of Trypanosoma grayi, 1593 nucleotides long. RefSeq lists its product as hypothetical. Gene Ontology annotation, biological process: lipid metabolic process. Bases 1 to 1593 code for a protein of 530 amino acids. The transcript has a single exon. NCBI's taxonomy places the organism in Eukaryota, Euglenozoa, Kinetoplastea, Trypanosomatida, Trypanosomatidae. The record is from RefSeq and is a predicted model, not a curated record.